AAUUUUAUUCAAUUCUUUUGCAGGAAAAAGCUGCAGUUUUUAUUACGCAAGUCUUCAUUGUAUCGUGUACAGAUAUUAUUAGGAAAAGCCUUGGAACAUAAAUUACACAUUGAAUGUUCUAUUCUGUAUAGUAAGUUACAAGAACAUCAGAAAGCCUUAAAGAUAUUAGUUCAUGAACUGCAAGAUUACCUGGCAGCUGAAGAAUACUGCUUGGAAAAUGCCAAGGGAAGAGACGAGAAAGUCCGACAUAAAUUAUUCCACACGUUACUCGAAGUGUAUUUGGACUCAAGUCUUGAUGAAAAUAUACAGGAAAAACUAAUCACUCCAGCAGUAGAGCUCUUGAAUAGUGAACUGGCAGAAUUUGAUGCUGCAAAAGUUUUAAAGCUUAUUCCAUCUCAUUGGUCUGUUGCCGUUGUCGACCAAUUUUUGAAUAAAGCACUUAGAAAUUCAUUACAUAAAUAUUCGAUGUAUCAUAUAGAAAAUGCUCUAGCCCGUGGUGAAAAUCUACAAGUAAAAUAUGCAAAAAUUCACCUUCAGAAAGCUCCUUUAAUUAUGACUGAAGAUAGGUGAGUGUGAUGAAAAAUAUUAAUAUUUAUUAAACUGUAUUUAUAGAUCGACCUUCGUUAUGCUUUAA
Molecule: messenger RNA, 634 nt
Organism: Centruroides sculpturatus (bark scorpion)
Lineage: Eukaryota; Metazoa; Arthropoda; Arachnida; Scorpiones; Buthidae
Product: transforming growth factor-beta receptor-associated protein 1-like
Exons: 4
Biological process (GO): intracellular protein transport; autophagy; endosomal vesicle fusion
Cellular component (GO): cytoplasm; membrane
Source: RefSeq, a predicted model, not a curated record